GAUCGAAAUCAUGGGAAAUAUCUUCUGUUGCUGUCUCUGAGCUGAUGGAAGAAGACGGAGGAGCAAUGUUCCUCCUCCUCCGACGACCGAAACAACUCCUCAUCAACCACAUCCACUCAAGAUUCCAGUUAACCGAUCUGUAUCCCCAGCAGAGACGUCAAGUCCAGACCCUUACCCGUAUCAGUAUCAUUCUCCGCCGGGAACUAUGCCGCCGCCGUCUCCUUAUAUCGUGUAUCAGAAAGCUGUCACGAUUCGCAACGACACUAAUCUGAAGAAGGAGACUCUGACACUUGAACCCGACCCGGUUAACCCGGGUCGGUUUCUCGUGGCAUUCACGUUUGAUACACUCGUCUCCGGAAGGAUCACACUUGUUUUCUUUGCGAAAGAAGUCGGAGAGUUCCAACUCACAGCAACAAAGGCAGACACUUUGCAGCCGAUCACAUUUGGUUUUGAGAAAGGACUUGGUCGGAAGUUCAUACAACCAUCUGGAACCGGUGUGGACUUAUCGGUGUUUGAAGAUUCAGAGCUGUUCAAGGAGGCGAAUACGGAUGUUUUCCCGCUGGCAAUUAAGAUGGAGACAGCUCCAGAAGAAGGAUCCAUGCAGAUUACUCUAGUGACUUAUGUGAAGGAGGAAGGUGAGAUUAAGCCAAGUGUGAUCAAGCAGUUGCUAUCGGUGAAUGGGAACAGGUAUGAGUUGUUUGACAUAUAUGGGAUUGGGGACACUCUUGAUGAGGAUGCAAGAAAGGAAUGCGUUAUAUGCUUGUCAGAACCACGCGAUAUGACUGUUCUCCCUUGCAGACACAUGUGUAUGUGUGGCGGAUGCGCUAAGGAGCUAAGGUCUCAGACAAACUUGUGUCCAGUUUGCAGACAACCUGUAGAGAGGCUUUUGAAGAUUCCUAAAAGGGUAAAAGCAAUGGAAGAUGGAAAUGGAUAUGGAGAUGAACAAAAUUAAUUAAGCAAUCAACUUGUGUGUUUGUAAUAAUUAUGCAACAUUAUGAUCUUAUAUAUAUAUAUU
This is a messenger RNA of Raphanus sativus (radish), 1015 nucleotides long. Its product is annotated as probable E3 ubiquitin-protein ligase LUL1. The record is from RefSeq and is a predicted model, not a curated record. The transcript is spliced from 3 exons. Lineage: Eukaryota; Viridiplantae; Streptophyta; Magnoliopsida; Brassicales; Brassicaceae. Bases 206 to 952 code for a protein of 248 amino acids. Gene Ontology annotation, biological process: protein ubiquitination. Gene Ontology annotation, molecular function: ubiquitin protein ligase activity.